GUUCCUUCUCUUCACACUGCCAUCAAGCCUAGCCCUCUCCAUCGUACAACAACAGACCACAUUGACAUCACUAUUCAAUUUGCUCUCCAGCCUGCAUGCACUCGCAGCCCGACUUCCACGCGGUCGCCACGCCCAAGCCCAACGAGCCGCUGCACCUCCAGCGUGAUGUCGACGAGGUCGAGACACCGUCCAAGCUCGCCCUUGUGGCGCACUGGACCGCGGGUCUCCUCUUGGCCUUCUCGGUCUUUUCGAUCACGGUGAUCUCUACGCCGAUGGUGGCGCCGGUCACGACGACGUUCUUGAACCCGCUCUGGAACAUCAACCCCAAGGUCAAGAAUUCGGGUCGUCCCGAAAUGGUCACCGCCUCGUACUUCUUCUUUGGCGUGAUCCUCCCGGUCGUUGUGGCCUUCUUGCUCGUGCGUCUCGUGAGCAAGGGCGCGUCGUUCCCGGUUCCGGGCCUCUCGCACCUGCUCAAGCGCAAGCCGCGCAUCUUCGGGUCGCUCGUGAGCUACGGCGAGAUCCUCUUCUUGCUCGUUGUCGCUGUCGGCAACAUCAUCUUUUUCUACUACUACUACAGCACACGCGUCAAGGCCGGCAGCAAGACCCAGGAGAAGAUCAAGCUCGCGGCCAAAGCGCUCGGAUAUUCGGCCAUGUACAACAUGGUGUUCCUCGCGCUGCCCGCGUCGCGCCACUGCUUUUGGAUGGAGUGGCUGGGCAUUCCGUUUGCGCACGCCGUCAAGUACCACCGCUGGCUCGGUGUCGCGACCAUCCUCUGCGCGACGGUGCACGUGGCCUUCUACAUCCAAGUGUAUGUGGCCGCCAACGACGCGAUGACGCUGCUGCCGUGCUUUGGCUGCGACGUCGCCAAGGAAGGCAAGAUGAACUGGGUCAUCACCUUUGGCUGGAUCGCGUUCUGGUGCAUGCUCGUCAUGGGCCUCACGUCGCUCCCGUACGUGCGCCGUCACUACUACAAGGUAUUUUACGCGACGCACUUUCUCUUCAUUCCCGCCACGGCCUUUGCGAUCAUGCACUACGCCAACAUUGCCAUCUACCUCUUCGCCACGAUCGUGCUCUACAUUGGCAACCGCAUGAUGUCGUCGGCCACGAUUCAGGCGCCAGUCGUUGUCCAGAAGGCGGCCGCGCACCCGCACGACGUGACCGAGCUGACGUUCGAGUGCGCGACGUCGUACCACGCUGGCGACAUCGUCUACCUCAAGGUGCCGUCGGUCUCCAAGACACAGUGGCACCCGUUCAGCGUCGCGUCAACGCCGCUGCACACACCCGGCUCGCUCACGGUGUACAUCAAGUCGCGCGGUCAGUGGUCCGGUCAGGUGCACGAGUACAUUCGUCAGUGCACGGCUUCCGGUAUCGACCCCGUCGUGUACAUGGAUGGCGGCUACGUCUCGCCGGCGCCCGUCUCGGCAUCGUACGAAAAGGUGGUCUUCAUCGGCGGCGGCAUCGGCGUCACCCCACUGCUCGGCCAGAUCAUGCACACGCUGCACGCGCAGUCGUGGCAGGACGUCCAUUUGGUCUGGCACGUGCGCGAUGCGCGCAUGAUGGCGCAGUUCCAGCAGUGGUUCCACGAAGCCACGAGUCUCUCGUCGCACUUGCACUUGCAUCUGUUUGUGACUGCGACGUCGCCUGCGUCUGAGAUUGCGAGCCGCAACCAUGUGUUUGACCUCAAGAGCUCGACUGUGGCGCCGCGACCGUACGCCAACGUGUCGACGCUGCGCCAAGUGCUCUUGUUUGUCGCUGCGUUCUUUGGCGCUGGCUCGCUCUUUGUCGCGGUGCACUACAACACCAAGAUCACGACCGCCGACCCGUCGUACUGGCCGCUGCAGCGCUUGGUGGAGUUUCUCGCGAUCGUCAUUGGCGCCUACUGGGCCUACGUCGUUGUCUUGGUCAAGCCGUACACGCCGAUGCCGGUCGCGCGGUCGCAGGUCGACGAGUAUCCCAAGGAGCCGACCAUGUCGACUGACGCAUUCGUCGAGCGCUACAACGUGCAGCAGGGUCGCAUGGACUGGUCGCGCUUCUUUGCGGGUCUCGCGGACACCACGGCAGCGAGUGCGUCGAUCGGCGUGUUUGUCUCGGGUCCCAAGACGCUCUUGCGCGCGAUCGAAGCCGAGACGCACGCGUCGCGCUUUGACCUGCACCACGAAGAGUUUGAAUUGUAGGCAUUGAUCUGGCUCGACAGCUUUUGAAUCUUUUUGUAAUUGU
This is a messenger RNA of Saprolegnia diclina VS20, 2217 nucleotides long. RefSeq lists its product as hypothetical. Gene Ontology annotation, molecular function: oxidoreductase activity. The coding region runs from base 96 to 2174 and encodes 692 amino acids. The transcript has a single exon. The record is from RefSeq and is a predicted model, not a curated record. Gene Ontology annotation, cellular component: plasma membrane. Lineage: Eukaryota; Oomycota; Saprolegniomycetes; Saprolegniales; Saprolegniaceae.